AUGGACAAACUGGCAGGAGUCACAACGGACGGUUGUCCAAAUAUGACGGGUGAAAAUGUUGGACUUUUGAAACGUCUGCAAGAUAAAGUGAAUGAAAUCAACGCAGAUCAGAAAGUGAUAUUUUUGCAUUGUAUUUUACAUCAGCAUGUGCUGUGCAAGUCAGUGCUAAAAAUUAACCGUGUAAUUGAUGUUGUUACAAAAACAGUAAACUUCAUCAGGGCACGAGCACUAAAUCACAGGCAGUUUGUUGCACUGUUAGAGGAGUACGAGACUGAACACAGUGACAUCAGCUACCACACAGCUGUCAGAUGGCUCAACCUGGGCAAACUGCUACAAAGAUUUUGGGCCCUGAAAACAGAGAUCCGAGAGUUUUGUGAGAAGAAAGGCAAAGGCAUCCCAGAGCUCUCAGAUGAGGACUGGAUGGCAGAUUUUGCAUUUGCUGUUGAUGUGACUGCAUUGAUGACUGCACUGAACACCAAACUGCAAGGCAAGGGCCUUUUUGUCCAUGAAAUGCACAGCCUGGUGAAGGCAUUCAUGACCAAGUCGCAGUUUCUUUCAAGGCAACUGGAGAGCAACGAUAUCACUCACAUGCAAACCCUGAAGGAAGUCACACCAUCAGCUGACCACCUCCGCAGGUACUCAACUAUGUUAGGAGCGCUGCAUGGUGAGUUUUCAAGGCGAUUUGAAGAUUUCAGAACAAUGGAGGGUGAAAUGCAGAUGAUUUUCUGUCCCUUUACCUGUGAUGUGGAUAAUGCACCCAGUGAUGUUCAGCUGGAACUCAUUGACCUGCAGUCUGAUGCGAUACUGGCAGAGCACUUUAAGUCAGGAACACUGCUGGAUUUUUACUCUUCUCUCAAGGAGGAGAAGUUUCCAAACAUGAGGAGACAUGCUCAGAAGAUGUUUGUUCUCUUUGGCUCUGCCUACAUAUGCUCAGGGCAUGGCCAUGGCUUCUGUACCUAUGAAGAAGACAUGGCGUCUGUGCAUGUUGAUGAGGGAAGAAUGCGUGCCUUCUCUGCUAUCAGCUGCUAUGAAGGAGGUGUGGCCUCUGUGCCUGUUGAUAAGCUGUAA
Messenger RNA from Neoarius graeffei (lesser salmon catfish), 1068 nucleotides. Its product is annotated as general transcription factor II-I repeat domain-containing protein 2B-like. The coding region runs from base 1 to 1068 and encodes 355 amino acids. Lineage: Eukaryota; Metazoa; Chordata; Actinopteri; Siluriformes; Ariidae. The transcript is spliced from 3 exons. The record is from RefSeq and is a predicted model, not a curated record.